UUCUCUCUGUGUGUCUGUCUCUCUCUGAGUCCCUCUGGGCCCGACGGGGCAAGCCGGCUUGCCCCCAGCUCCCCAGUGCCGGGGAGUCUUUGGGACAGCCCAACAGCUGGACCGCGGGACGCGACGGCUCCCGGCCCGGGCGCCGGUCCAGCUCCGACUCCGCCCCCCGCCCGGUGGGGGCCAGGUCCAGCAAAUCAGAUGUUGGUUGGUCACGUCCAUUCCCCAGGCUCCAUAUAGAGCCUGCAUUACUGGAGACAGAAGAAGGAACUGCAGUCCAGCACAGUAUUCUGUCAGACCCACAGGUGUCCAGCCAGCUGGUCACGCAGUCAGCGAUGGCACCGUUCCUACGCAUCUCCUUCAAUUCGUAUGAUCUGGGCUCUCUGAUAACUUCUGAGGAGCAAUGCCAGCCCUUCUGUGCUGUCAAGAUGAAAGAAGCUCUAACCACAGACAGAGGGAAGACCCUAAUCCAGAAGAGGCCAACCAUGUAUCCCGAGUGGAAUUCGAGUUUUGACGCUCACAUUUAUGAAGGCCGGGUGAUCCAGAUUGUGCUGAUGAAGGCUGCUGAAGAGAUCUUGUCUGAGGCGACUGUUGGUGUCUCGGUCCUAGCUGAAAAAUGCAAGAAGAGCAGCGGCAAAACAGAGUUUUGGCUUGACCUACAACCCCAGGCAAAAUUGCUGAUGGCUGUGCAGUAUUUCUUAGAAGAUAAAGACAAGGAUGAUUCUGAUCGCACCAUGAACCGCAGAGGGGCUAUCAAGCAGGCGAAGAUCCGUUACAUCAAGAACCAUGAAUUUAUUGCCACCUUCUUUGGACAACCCACAUUCUGCUCUGUCUGCAGGGAUUUUGUCUGGGGUCUUAACAAGCAAGGAUACAAGUGCAGAGAGUGCAACGCUGCAAUCCAUAAGAAAUGCAUCGACAAGAUCAUUGGGAGAUGCACGGGGACUGCGGCCAACAGCAGAGACACUAAGUUCCAGAAGGAACGUUUCAAAAUCGACAUGCCACACCGCUUCAAGAUGAACAAUUACAUGAGCCCAACUUUCUGCGACCACUGUGGCAGCCUGCUCUGGGGGCUGGUAAAGCAAGGGUUAAAGUGUGAAGAAUGCGGGAUGAAUGUUCAUCACAAGUGUCAGAAGAAAGUGGCGAAUCUAUGCGGCAUCAACCAGAAGCUUUUAGCUGAAGCUUUAAAUCAAGUUAGCCAGGUUCUCAGGCCCCCGGAGAUGAAGAAAACCGGCCGUAAAGCCGAUGCGGAUGUGGAAUGUAUUGGCAUCUACCAGUCGGUUGAGAAGAAGGUGGAGACCAUAGGAGAGUGCAGUGCCGAACCAUCAACCUCUAAAACACCUAAAGAAAUCCUAGAGGAAAAGCAUAAUCUGAACAUCGAGAACUUUACCUUCCACAAAGUCUUGGGCAAGGGAAGCUUUGGAAAGGUGCUUCUGGCAGAACUGAAGGGAAAGGGGGAGUUCUUCGCCAUCAAGGCACUCAAGAAGGAUGUUGUUCUGAUUGAUGAUGAUGUCGAGUGCACUAUGGUAGAAAAGCGGGUGCUAGCGCUAGCUUGGGAGAAUCCAUUUCUCACCCACCUGUUCUGCACCUUCCAAACCAAGGACCAUCUAUUCUUUGUCAUGGAAUUCCUGAAUGGGGGAGACCUGAUGUUCCACAUCCAGGACAAGGGCCGAUUCGACCUCUACAGAGCCACGUUUUAUGGAGCAGAGAUCCUGUGUGGUUUGCAGUUUCUGCACAGUAAAGGCAUAAUUUACAGGGACCUCAAACUGGAUAAUGUGAUGCUGGAUAAAGAUGGGCACAUCAAGAUUGCUGACUUUGGGAUGUGCAAGGAGAACGUGGUGGGAGAGAACCGGGCAAGCACCUUUUGUGGCACUCCAGACUACAUAGCCCCAGAGAUUCUGCAAGGCCAUAAGUACACAUUCUCCGUGGACUGGUGGUCAUAUGGGGUUCUACUCUAUGAGAUGCUCAUCGGGCAGUCUCCCUUCCACGGGGAUGAUGAGGACGAACUGUUUGAAUCCAUCCGGCUGGACAACCCCUACUUCCCCCGUUGGAUCACCAAAGAGUCGAAGGACAUCCUAGAGAAAUUAUUUGACAGAGAUCCAAACAAAAGGCUAGGGGUGACCGGAAACAUCAGGAUGCACACCUUCUUCAAAUCCAUCAACUGGACGUUGUUAGAAAAGCGGCAAGUGACUCCACCUUUCAAGCCCAAAGUGGCUGCAGCCAGAGUGAUCUGGAGUGAGGGGGCGGGGCUUGCACUCCAGAGACCAUCGCAGUCUUCAGUGCAAGAGACCUACCUACCUAUGGAGCUGCACAUCCAAGGGAGGGGCCCAGCCCACCCCCCGAUCCCCAAACCCUUCAUCAGAGAACCUGGCCAGCCGGAGGAGACUAAGCUGAGUCUAGCGGGCCCCGCCCCAAUGCUAAACUGGGCCGGGGGGCAGGGGAGGAUGUUUGGGAAGAAACGGGCAUCAACCGGGGUCCCCGAUGAAUAUGCCUUCAGAGCAGAGGGCUCCCCCCGCCCACAGCAGAGAGGGAAAGCAGGCUCCAUUAGGCUCAGCUGGGGCAGGUGAAUGGAGUCUGAUCUCUCCAG
Ornithorhynchus anatinus (platypus) is the source of this 2581-nucleotide messenger RNA. RefSeq names its product protein kinase C delta (gene PRKCD). Gene Ontology annotation, biological process: intracellular signal transduction; peptidyl-serine phosphorylation. The transcript has 19 exons. The coding region runs from base 333 to 2561 and encodes 742 amino acids. Lineage: Eukaryota; Metazoa; Chordata; Mammalia; Monotremata; Ornithorhynchidae. The record is from RefSeq and is a predicted model, not a curated record. Gene Ontology annotation, molecular function: diacylglycerol-dependent serine/threonine kinase activity; ATP binding.